Molecule: messenger RNA, 6684 nt
Organism: Strigops habroptila (Kakapo)
Lineage: Eukaryota; Metazoa; Chordata; Aves; Psittaciformes; Psittacidae
Gene: SMG6
Product: SMG6 nonsense mediated mRNA decay factor
Exons: 21
Coding region: 129-4553 (1474 amino acids)
Biological process (GO): nuclear-transcribed mRNA catabolic process, nonsense-mediated decay
Cellular component (GO): telomerase holoenzyme complex
Molecular function (GO): telomerase RNA binding; protein binding; telomeric repeat DNA binding
Source: RefSeq, a predicted model, not a curated record
CCGGGUGAUGGGCGCCCAUCACCACCACCACCAUCCCCACGCACCUUGAAGGAACCGGUCUUUUGGAAGAGCUCGCACUUAAAGAGCAGCCUCCGGCCGGCCAGGCGGUCCAAGGCGGUGCAGAAAACAUGAAGGAAGUGAAGGAGCCGAGGCACCGCAAAGACAACAGGCGCCCAGACCUGGAGAUCUACAAGCCUGGGCUCUCCCGCCUCAGGAACAAGCUUGUGCCACCAAAGCCUGUGGCCUCGGAGAAGGAGAGGAGCAGAGAUGAGGAGAGCAAGGAGGAGACUCCCACUGACAAGGGAGGGGGGGCUCCAGUCAUGGAGGAUUUCCCUAAAGGCGAUGGCCCGAAGCAGAAUGGUCCUUUGCAGGAGAAUGAAGAGACUAAAGGUGGUCUGCAGAGCCCGGAGACCUUGUCCAAGCAGCCAGCCUCGGAUGAGUGGUGUCCCAAAGCCACCAGGAGAACCAAGAAACCAGACCAGCAGAUCUACCAGCCUGGGAAACGCCUGCAUUCAGCUGCUAAAGAGCCAUCCCCACGGUCAGCUGCUGAGGAAGUCACCAGUAAGAUGGAGCAGUUGAAGGUUGAGAGGGAUGAAGAGACUGAGAAAGGUACCGGAAAAGACAACAGCAGGAAACCCAAAUCAAACAAGGAGGAUAGAGAGGGGAGCCAGGCGGGGGAAGGAGUGAAAGCCUUAAGGGGAGAAAAAGGAAGACGACUGGAGCGAGGUGACAGGAUGAGGAGAGCAAAUGAGGAGGGGAAGCUGGGCUGCACCAAGCGGUAUUCCCGCUCUGACAAGCGCCGCAGCCGGUACCGCACCUGCAGCACGAGCUCAGCUGGAAGCAACAACAGUGUAGAUGGAGCCCCGCUCGUGGAUGGGGUGGAGAGGCACCAGCAGCGUGCCAGGGAGAGGCUACGUCCCAGGAAGCAGCUCUCUGCAUCCUCCACUGACUCCCUGGAUGAUGACAGAAUCGAUGAGGCAGAAGCGUAUGGCUCCAGCAGGAAUCCAGACAAGAAGAGGCAUCCAGAGCAGAGUCGAGCUUCUAGGAGUGAGAGUGAGUGGAGCAGCAACGGCAGGGAAGUGAAGGGAUCCUUUCGAGUCACGUUUGACAGCAGGACAAUGAGCAGGGAUGUCAGCCUGGCAGACACAGAGAAAAAAAAGCCCCUGAAGGCAUUUGGGAGUUGCAAAGACUCAGAGGCUCCGGAUGCGAGGAGCCAGAGCAGAGAGCCCCAGGGGAGAGGCCGUGGGAUCCUGUUCCUGCCUGCCAACACCGACCUCUCUGCCAGCACCACGGGCUCCCCAGAAUCCAUUCACCCCGGGCCCAGGCUGCUGCUCGGUGGGGCUGGGAGCAAAGGCCCCCGCAGCAGGGGCCGGGGAGGGACCAUUCGCAGGCUGUGGGACCCGAAUAACCCGGACCAAAAACCCGCCCUGAAAAGCCAGACUGCUCAGCUCCACUUCCUGGACACGGACGAUGAAGUGAGCCCCACCUCCUGGGGGGAAGCUCGCCAGGCCCAGACCUCCUACUAUAAGUUCCAAAACUCUGACAAUCCCUACUAUUACCCUCGUGCCUCCGGUCAAGGCCCCCAGUAUCCCUAUGGUGGGUACUCCCUGCAGUAUCCCAUGGGUCCAAGCAAUGGUGUGUACCCAGGAGCCUACUACCCUGGUUACCCCGGCCAGGCAGGGCAGUACAUGUGUGGCCCACUGCCCCCAAGUCCUCUGAGCCCAGAAAUGGAGCAGCAGAUGAGGAACAUGCAGCAGCAGGAGCUGAGCAAACUCCUCCGUGAGGCUGGGAACCAGGAGCAGCAGCUCAGCAACCUGCUUUCCAGAGACCGCAUCAGCCCCGAGGGGCUGGAGAAGAUGGCCCAGCUGAGGGUGGAGAUGCUGCAGCUGUAUGAAAGGUGCAUCCUGAUGGAUAUUGAGUUCUCUGACACCCAGAACGUGGACCAGCUGCUGUGGAAGAAUGCCUUUUACCAAGUGAUUGAGAAAUUCCGACAGCUCCUCAAGGAUCCUCAGGGGGAAAAUGCCCAAGAGAUUCGGAACAAGCUGCUCCAGCUUCUAGAUGAGGGCACUUCUUUUUUUGAUGGCCUGCUCCAGAAGCUGCAGGUGUCCUACCAGUUCAAGCUGGAGGACUACAUGGAUGGGAUGGCCAUCCGCAGCAAGCCCCUGAGGAAAAUGGUGAAGUACGCGCUGAUCAGUGCUCAGAGGUGUAUGAUUUGCCAAGGGGACAUCUGCAGAUACAGGGAACAAGCAAACGACACCGCCAACUACGGGAAGGCGCGCAGCUGGUACCUGAAGGCUCAGCAGAUUGCUCCCAAGAACGGCCGCCCGUACAACCAGCUGGCACUGCUGGCCAUCUACACGAGGAGAAAGCUGGAUGCUGUCUACUACUACAUGCGCAGCCUGGCUGCGAGCAACCCCAUCCUGACAGCCAAGGAGAGCCUCAUGAGCCUGUUUGAAGAGACCAAGCGUAAGGCUGAGCAGAUGGAGCAGAGGAAACAUCAGGUGCUGGAUGUGAGCCCCAGCCGGCGGGGAAAGGGCAAGAAGUCCACCCUGAGACAAGUUGGAGAUGAUGCCACACGGCUGGAGAUCUGGAUCCAUCCUUCCCACCCCCGCUGCUCCCAGGGCAACGAAUCCGGCCGGGAUUCUGAGCAGGACAAUGGUCUUGGGAACCUCAGCCCCAGCGACCUGAACAAAAGGUUCAUCCUCAGUUUUCUCCAUGCCCAUGGGAAGCUGUUUACCAGGAUUGGGAUGGAGACGUUCCCUGCGGUGGCUGAGGAGGUGCUGAGGGAGUUCCAGGUCCUGCUGCACCACAGCCCCCCUCCCAUCGGAAGCACCCGCAUGCUCCAGCUUGUGGCCAUCAACAUGUUUGCAGUGUACAACUCCCAGCCCAAAGCCCUGUGCAGCGUUGCAUGUACCUCAGGAGUUUUGCUGGUGUGGUUGAUGUGGGGCUAUGAGAGACCAAGAAACAGAUCCAGCCUAAGAAAGCUCCGUGCUGUGACCACAGUGUGGUUCCAUGGGCUGUAUGUUGGUGCAGGAGGUGGUGGUGCAGCAUAUGAGGGGUGGCUGCGCAGGCGGGAGCUGGGGGGUGACGUGGUGACAGGAGCUGUUGAGCUGAUGCCGGCGUUAACAGGACGUGUCUGCCCCGUUGCAAGGAGAGAAGAGUGUGUCUCUGAAGACUGCCGCUCUGUCAUCCAGGAACAGGCCGCAGCCCUGGGGCUCUCCAUGUUUGCACUCCUGGUGAGGAGGUGCACCAGCCUGCUGAGGGAAUGCCUGCCAGUUCAGCCACGAGAGGUGGAGCAGGAGGAUGAGGAGGACGACAUCAAAGUCUCUGCCUUGCCCCAGGACCUGAAGGAGCUGCUCCCCAGUGUGAAGGUCUGGUCGGACUGGAUGCUCGGCCACCCGGACACAUGGAAUCCUCCUCCGACCUCUCUCGAGCUCCCCAAACAGGUCUCAGUAGAUGUGUGGGCGACGCUGGCUGACUUCUGUAACAUACUGACCACAGUGAAUCAGUCGGAGGUGCCCCUGUACAAGGACCCAGAUGACGACCUUGCCCUGCUAAGCCUGGAAGAGGAUCGGCUGCUCUCGGGCUUCGUUCCCCUGCUGGUUGCCCCCCAGGAGCCCUGCUACGUGGAGAGGACCUCGGACAAGGUUAUUGCAGCCGACUGCAAGAGGGUCACAGUUCUGAAGUAUUUCCUGGAAGCCCUUUGUGGACAAGAAGAGCCUUUGCUGGCAUUCAAGGGUGGAAAAUAUGUGUCAGUGGCACCCGUCCCAGACGCCAUGGGAAAGGAAAUGGGAAGCCAAGAGGGAAAACAACUGGAAGAUCAGAAGGAAGAUGAUGUGAGGAUUGAGGCAUUUGAAGAUGAUUCUGAGGCUGAAGGCAGUGGAGGAGAGAUGGACAUCAAGGAGCUCAGAGCCAAGAAACAAGCCCUGGCAAGGAAAGUAGCUGAGCAGCAGCGUCGUCAAGACAAGAUUCAGGCUGUGCUGAAAGACCAGAGUCAAAUGAGGCAGAUGGAGCUGGAGAUAAGACCUGUCUUCUUGGUCCCAGACACCAACGGUUUCAUCGACCACCUCAGCAGCUUGAUAACGCUGCUGGACUGCAGGAAGUUCAUCCUGGUGGUGCCCCUCAUCGUGAUAAACGAGCUGGAUGGCCUGGCCAAGGGCCCGGAGAUGGAGCACCGGGCUGCAGGCUAUGCCCGCCAAGUGCAGGAGAGAGCCAGGAAGUCCAUCGAGUUCCUGGAGGAGAGAUUUGAGAGCCGGGACAACUGCUUGAGGGCUCUGACUAGCCGAGGCAACGAGCUGGAGUCCAUCUCCUUCCGCAGUGAAGACACCACUGGCCAGCAGGGAAACAAUGACGACCUGAUUCUGUCCUGCUGCCUCCACUAUUGCAAUGACAAGGCCAAGGAUUUCAUGCCCUCCAACAAAGAUGAUCCCAUCCAUUUGCUCAGGGAAGUGGUUUUGCUGACGGACGACCGGAACCUACGAGUCAAAGCGUUGACCCGCAACGUGCCGGUGCGGGACAUUCCCACCUUCCUCAAGUGGGCUCAGGAGGGCUGAAAGGGGCCGAGCAGCCCCUGAGCAAGUCACGCAGCCUGUGAACGGUGGGAGACCGGCUUCAGCGGCAGCACCUCGCCACCGCCUUCCAGCCCACCACGAACAAUACACGCCACGUCUUCAACCCACCCCAGAAUGGCCAAGCUGAGAAGGGGGUUCCCCCCUCUAAGGGCAGACCAGCCAGGAAGGUCAUUGCUGUGGAUGGUUCACGUGGAGGCUCUGGGACGUUCAGGGUCCCACCAGCCUUUGGGCAGUGCCAGAGUGGAGCUGGUGAGCCCCGCUGGCGAGGGAAGCUUUGGGUGAGCCCCGGAUCACCAGCCUUCUGCUUAGUUUGCUUGGUUGCAGAGAGCUCGAGUCACGAGUUGGUGGCUCUUUGGGUUGGUAGGCUGCAUAGGGCAGAGACCAGGGACACACCAGCGCAGACUUUGGGAUUGCUUAGUCUAGCUUGUGCCCCUUGGAGAGGCCGUGGACAUCAAGGGCGGGUUCCCUCCUGCCCCAGCCUGUUCGUCCUGUGUGGCCCAGGCAGCCCCUUCCCCACCCUGCGCCCGCCCCACGCAUGGGGUGCUGUUUGUGGAGGUGUUUGUCCUCUCCCUGCUGCAGGGUUUGCUUGUUGAGUUUCAUUUCUUUCAGUAUAGGUUAGUUUUCAGGUGUAUGCCCUGCCUGCUUUGCUGGGGGGAGGCUUCAAACACCCCCAGACCCCCACAGCUGCUUUCUGUCCUGCGCCGUUGCCUACCCCAGCCAUUACCUGCCCGUUUCCUCCUCCCCAAACCCUUUAGUCGCAUCCCUUUAGACAUGUUUUUGACCUAAGACUCAGCGUGAGGCUAACAGAAUUCUCCAAGGACCCCAGAACCAGCUGUCCCACAAGUCCCAUGUGUCCUUUUGUUGCCACGGGCUCAUCUUUAUGUGUGGGACCCUGCUUCUGCUGGAGAGAUCUGCGGCUGGGAGGGUCCCCUUUUGAGUUGCCCGUUCACCAUGGAUGGAGCUGUGAAGGGACCCCACUGCCUCAUCACUGGGUUAAACUACAGUGCUGGGGUGCUGCUGAGCCCCCACCACCACAUUGUCCCAUCAGCAAGUGUCCCAUCCUCAGCCCAGUUACACGCCAGAUACAGAAGCUAAGAGGGAGCAUUAACCCGCGAACCGGAGCCGCUGGAGCUCUGUCAAGCCCCAGUCCCACGAGCAGAGGGUGGGAGUGACCCUUCGGGGUGCCACGGCCGUGGGAUGAAGUGUCAGAGGUGGCAGAGGAAGCAGCAGGAUGGAGCCCAGCGUUUUCCUUCCCUGUGUGGGUGGCUCGGACCCGGUGUCCGCAUCAGGAAGCGCAGCGUUAUCCCUGCCCAAGCCUAGCCAGCGACGGGGACGAGGGUUGUGCUCACUAACCUGUGCUGUUCUUCACCCCAGCCUCGCUGCCCGUGAAGAAGGGUCUGUGCUGCAGGGCAGAGCCUGGUUGACAGAGACUUUGGGGUGCCCGUGCCUGCUGUGGGGUGCGCAGAAGCAGGCCCACAGCACACACAGCACCCACACCCCAGCACGGUGCCCAGCACCGGUUGUGAGCAGCACACAGACUUUGCCUUCUCCACCAUGCUGGGUGUGUUUAAAUAUUUGCUUUCUAACAGAGCUGCCCCAGGGCUGCUUUGCAAGGCCCUUCCCGGGGUACGCUGCAGUGACACUGACCACCGGCAAGAGGUCUGGGUGCCACCAGAUGAGCUGGCACAGCAGCCUGGGGCCAUCAGUGCCAGGCUGCUGCCCCGAGCCCCUGCGGGGAGCCCGUGUCCGGGGCAGCGUUCGGGUUGUUUUGGUAAGAUGGUUUUAAUCAUUUUUAGUAUUAAACAUUUCUCUGUGCAGCGCGGCCUCUCAUUUGCCAUCAGCGGGCGAGGUGCUGUUGGAGUUGGGGCAGGGGUGGCACUGGGGAGGGAUGGCAGCGGGACACGUUUGUGCUUCCAAAGACAACCACGGCUCUAUCCCACCUUCAUAUGCUGCUCCCCUCAACCAAGGCAAACCAGAUACACAGCAAAGCUCCUCACCUCCCCUCUGGGCAUCUCCGCACCCACCCAACACAGCCUGAACCCUGCCAUUGUCACCUCUCAGCACCGAUCAGGGUCCCGCCCCAGAGAAGGAUGAGGCCACGCACGUUUAAUGU